AUACCAUCCUGCUUGCCCAGUUGCAAAAGACUCCCAAUGUCUCUUUGGAAGCAAUUUUGUGCUGCCCAGGAGACCAAUCUUUGCCAAUGUCCCAGUUAGUGAUUUGCCAGCCGACUGUCUCCCCAGUAACCCAGUCCUCAGAAGGCAGCUGGGCCCGUGGGAGAUAUGACUGCUGUUCGGAUUGUCCCAUGUGUUGCGUUGGAAUUUGCUGCCCAAUGAUUCUGAGCUGCUACGUGGCACGCAAAUAUGGAGAACAUUGUUGCUUGGGAAUGGUGCCUGGUGGCAUGACUGCACUCCGAACACACAUGCGGCUCUCCUAUGGAAUCCCGGGCACUGUUUUGAGGGAUGCGCUGUCGAUGUGCCUCUGUGGCUGGUGUGAGAUUUGCAGAAUGGCUCGGGAAGUGCACACUCGCUCUCGCUCUUAAAG
Molecule: messenger RNA, 427 nt
Organism: Pantherophis guttatus
Lineage: Eukaryota; Metazoa; Chordata; Lepidosauria; Squamata; Colubridae
Product: cornifelin-like
Source: RefSeq, a predicted model, not a curated record